Messenger RNA from Galdieria sulphuraria, 1724 nucleotides. Its product is annotated as RNA methyltransferase family protein. The record is from RefSeq and is a predicted model, not a curated record. The transcript has 3 exons. The coding region runs from base 37 to 1695 and encodes 552 amino acids. Lineage: Eukaryota; Rhodophyta; Bangiophyceae; Galdieriales; Galdieriaceae. Gene Ontology annotation, biological process: RNA processing.
AUGAUCCUAAAUAUUGUAGCAUUCAUUUCAUUAUCGAUGCACUGCACUUUUAUCUACUCAUCGACAGGCUUCUUAUACAAGCAAUACGCAUCCACUUUAUGCAAACAUAUUCGUAAGAGUAUAUAUACUGUCAGCCUUAUAAGACAAAGAAGCUUUUUGGAAGGCAUACCAGAAUAUCGUGCGACUAGAUUUUUGGGACUUCCAGUCAGAGUGUCUUGUACGAAUACUGCACACUCACUGAAGGCUUCUAAUCAUACCAACGAAACUCAAUCCAAAGAAUCAAAUACUCAAAAAGUUCCGCUUAAAAGAGGUGAAGAGUUGGAACUAAGAAUACAAAGUUUGGUUUCUGGUGGAGACGGUAUAUCUCGUAUAGGAAGAUAUGUCGUUAUGGUACCACACUCCGUCCCAGGACAACUAGUCAAAGUUGUUGUUGGACGUGUGAGAAGUUCCUAUGCCAACGCCAAAGUUACUCAAGUUGUCGAACACUCACCUUAUGAAGUAGAACCUUUGUGCAAACACUUUGGGCAAUUUGGUUGUGGUGGUUGCAAGUUCCAACAUAUUUCAUAUGAAAAGCAACUGGAACAAAAAUAUCAGCAAGUACUUUGGCACUUUGAAAGUUUAUUGACUCGUUUGAAUCAUACUGUGGAGAAUGUUAUGAAGCCAAUCGUUGGCUCUCCUAUUAUAUUUGGAUAUCGAAAUAAGAUGGAAUUUAGUUUCGGUACUAGGCGUUGGAUUCCUGGCGACCAUUUGUCUGAAAGCGAGAGAGUUUCGCUAGUCAUAGAAGAGAAUAAAUUGAGGAGACAGGAAGCAGUGUUUGAAACAAAUGAAGGAAACUUUGUGUUGGGUUUAAAACCGUCUGGACAUUUUGAUAAAGUUUUGCCAAUAGAAUAUUGUCACAUACAGGAGACCAUAGCCAACGAUAUAAUGAAAUUGGUUCAGAAGCGAACGAGUGAAAUGCAUACCACUGCCUAUGAUGUUUAUUCUCACCAAGGCUUUUUGAGAAACUUGGUAAUUAGAACAGCACAUAAUGAACAGAAUGAAACGGAAGUUAUGGUCAAUUUCGUAACGUCUUUUGGUGAAGAUUCCAACCGACUAAAGCCACUUGCACUGGAAUUGGGAAGGCAAUUUCCUUGUAUUAGAUCUAUUGUGCAGAACUUUACGACAUCCAAAGGUGGUGCAUCAAAGGGUGAGGAGGAACAAGUAUUGUACGGUUGUAAUUAUAUUCAACACUAUAUAUUGGGACGAACCUUGAGAUUUACGGCCAAUUGUUUCUUUCAAACGAAUCCAAUGCAAACAGAGAAACUAUAUCAACUUGUACGAGAAGCUGCCCAUUUGAAAAUGGAAGAUGUCUUAUUAGAUCUCUUUUGUGGAAUUGGAAGCAUAGGAUUGUGUCUCGCAGCAGAUUGUAAAUACGUUUAUGGUAUCGAUGUGGUUGAAGAAGCCAUCCAAAUGGCAAAAGUCAAUGCGGAAAUCAAUGGAGUAGGAAAUGCAGAAUUUAUCCUCGCGAAUCUUGAAAAGUCUUCCUUACAAGAUCCUGAAGUUCAAAGACUCUUUCACAGAAAUGGUAUAUUGUCUCCAAAUGUUGUCAUCGUCGAUCCUCCUCGAGGAGGUUUGCAUCCAACAUUGAUAAAAUGGCUUAGAUGGCUCAAACCAAAGAGAAUAGUGUAUGUAAGUUGCAACCCUGCAACCCAAUAAGUGUACAGCCUGUGGAUAUGUUCCCACAC